Arachis ipaensis is the source of this 435-nucleotide messenger RNA. Lineage: Eukaryota; Viridiplantae; Streptophyta; Magnoliopsida; Fabales; Fabaceae. The record is from RefSeq and is a predicted model, not a curated record.
AUGAAGCCUCACAGGAAGGACUGGAGUGCUCGACUAGCAGAUGCGCUUUGGGCUUAUCGGACCGCAUACAAGACACCCAUCGGAAUGAGUCCAUUCCGCCUCAUCUAUGGGAAGGCUUGUCACCUUCCGGUGGAGGUGGAACACAAGGCAUACUGGGCGGUGAAGGAAUGUAACUUAGGAUUGGGGGGAGUCGGCACUGAAAGGAAGCUGCAGCUGCAGGAAUUAGAAUGCCUUCGAUUAGAGGCGUAUGAGAACUCACGGCUCUACAAGGAAAAGGUGAAGGCGGUGCAUGACAGGAAUAUUAAGAGGAGAGAGUUUAGAGCUGGGGAUUUGGUCUCACUUGCAUGUUGUCGCGACCAUGUAUUUAAGACACUAUAUUCUCCUUUGGCCUUGAUUAUCACUUGGACCUUCCUCCUCCCGGUUUUAGCUAUUUAA